UCUUGGCUUUAACAUGGGUAAUGAAAAUAGCAACCCAGAAAAUAAGGAUCUUCCUCCAGUUUCUCUUCCAGAAUCAGACCAGCCAACUGGUAAUGAGAAAGAAAUAAAAAAGAAAAAACAGAGGAAAAGGAGUGCAAACAGAGCAAGAGGACAGGACAACUUGGAUCCCUCAGCUGUAGAUUCUGCUGUUUUAUCAGCUCUGCCAGAUGACAUCUCUACCAUUGCUGUACAAGAUACAAGCACUAUUCCUGAGCACUGUCAGUCUCUCCUUGCUGCACCUGAGAAGGACGCUAUAAUAGUAGCUGCCAAAGACAUCUCAGAUGAGGCGAGGGAUACCACCAGAGUAGAAAGUUCUUCCGUCCCUGCUGAUGUCAUAAAAUCGGUGCCUGCUGUGGAUCAUUCUAAGGAGCCACUAGCUACUACUGUCUCUGAUGGACAUGUUUCUGCUCUGUAUUCUGUUGAGCUGACUGAAUCAAGUAUUUCCAAGCCUGGUGGUUGCCAAGAGAUUGAUCAAGCCGUCACAUCUUUCCCUGACCAAAGAUCUUUGACUUCAGAACCAGUUACUGAUGUGGAACUACCCGCUCAAGAAAGUGGGAGUCUGAUAGAGAAAAGGAAGAGGAGUUCAGAUUCUGAAGAAGCUUUUGAAACACCAGAAUCUACAACUCCUGUAAAGGCUGCACCUCCACUGCUACAAACAUCGCCAGAGGUUCAAGCGUUUGAUGUAGAAGAACAGGAAAUAAGGCCUCAACUUCCACCUGAGGAUACAGGUUUUUGUUUUGACACAGUAUCAAUAACUGAAGUUUCUCAUAGUGAAUCAAUUGAAGAAAGUCCAUUCCACCCUCCUUCUCAUUCAUUUUCUACUGUUUUUGAUGAAGACAAGCCCAUUGCUAGCAGUGGGACUUACAACUUGGACUUUGAUAGCAUUGAGGUUGUAGCUGCUUUGCAAGCUGUAGAUUCCAGCUCUCUGGACUCAGGAAGCUGUGACUCAAAGGCACAUGUUCGGAGAAAAUCAACAGACUCUGUUCCAAUUUCCAGAUCUACGUUGUCUCGCUCCCUUAGCUUGCAAGCUGGUGAUUUUGAUGGAGCAUCUUUUCUUGGUAACAACGAGACAGUGGGUUCAGCAACAGAUACAUUUGGUACUGGUUCGAGCAGCGCUUCAAGUACUCUCAAACGAACAAAGAAGCCUCGUCCAGCUUCCUUAAAGAAAAAGCAGCUUGCAAAAAAAUCUUUAGAAGUUCCCCCAGUGAAAGAACCGGGGCCAUCUGAAAUCAAGCAGGAAUCUGCUGCCCCAAGUGGGGAACAGGCAUCGGGAGAGAUAGUGGAACCUAUUGAACCUGAAUGCACUGAGACUUGCCAAAGUACUGAGACACAGGAGGUCCCUUCUGCUCUUGAAGCAGCCCAUCCUUUUGACCCGAAUAAUUCUGAAGAAAUAACUGUAUUUAGUGCUGGAGACAUCAAAGUGCAGAACUCUCCUCCGGUGGGCAAGAAAGCCCUUGCUCUUUCACCUGCACCAGAGGACGUGGAGGUGACUCCCUCCGACACCGGGGGACAAGAAGAUCCGCCAGUUAAAGCCUUGGCGGUUAGGCUGGAAUUUGAUUAUUCCGAAGAAAAAGGCAGUGGAGAAGAACAACAAGAAAGUGUUUCUCUGCCCAAGAAAGCGGGCAAGAAGCCUGGUGCCAAAAUGCCACUCAGGAGGCCAAAGCCUAAAAAGCCUGUGGAGAAACUUGACAAUGCUCCGCCCACUCCACCCAAGGCACCCGGUGAUCCAAACGACAUUCCUAUCCCCAAAGGCUCUUACACUUUUGAUAUUGACAAAUGGGACGAUCCCAAUUUCAAUCCGUUUUCUUCCACUUCCAAAAUGCAAGAGUCGCCUAAACUGCCUCAACAAACUGCAGCGACGUACGGUUUCACUCCAGAUACUUGUGAAGACUCCAUUGACCCUUUCAAGUCUUCCUCAAAGGUAGCUAGCUCUCCCACAAAAUCUCCAGCCUCCUUUGAGAUCCCAGCUAAUGCCAAUGACAUCAAUGGGGUGGAAGGCGAUUGUGUCAACAAACCAGCCAAAAAGAAGAAGACGCCACUUAAGACGAUGGUUGAAGAUGUGAUGUCUGUAUGUUCUCUUUUUGAUACUUUUAGGGUGAAAAAGUCACCAAAAAGAUCUCCACUGUCUGAUCCACCUUCUCAGGAGACCAUGUCGCUGCCCACUGCCGAAACUCCCUCCAUUGUAUCCACUGUGGUUCAUGCAACAGAUGAGGAGAAACUUGCAUCUUCCGUAGGCAGUCAGAAGUGGACUUGUAUGACGGUGGACUUAGAUCCAGAUAAACAGGAUUACCCUCAACCAUCAGAUCUGUCAACUUUUGUAAAUGAAACCAAGUUCAGCUCCCCUACAGAAGAACUGGAAUAUGGCAACUCGUAUGAAAUAGAAUAUAUGGAGAAGAUAGGCUCCUCUAUCAUUCAGGAUGAUGAUGCUCAGACAAAGCAGUCUUUGUACCUCAUGUUUGAUGCACAGCAGGAGAGUCCGGUCAAGUCUCCUCCAGUCCGAUUAUCAGAUUCUACAACUCCUUGUUCUGGGUCAAGCUUUGAAGAAGCAGAAGUCCAGGUGUCAUCUGGAAUAAAAUUACAACACCCAGCUUCACGAUCCCUGGCAUCGAGCCAAGAGGCACAAAUACAGUCAUCUGACAAAUCAAAAGGAAAUGAGUUGGAGCCCAUGACCUUAGGAAUCAAUUCAAACAGCAUUGACAUAACCCCACCUGAGGACUCCUUUCUCUCUGCUGAUGCUCUUCUCAAUAGGAUAUCUCAUCCACCUUCAGUGUGUGAUCAGCUUCAGUAUCUAGAGCCUGACUUAGCUGAAAAGAAUCCCCCAAUAUUUGCUCAGAAACUUCAGGAAGAAUUAGAGUUUGCUGCGAUGAGGAUAGAAGCUCUGAAGCUAGCCAGACAAAUUACUCUGUCUUCUCUCAGCUCCUUAGAUACUGAGAGAGAGCCUGCAGUGCUAUCGGAUGUCUCCAUCUCUAAAAGUGCGCUUUACUCCAGGAUAAGCAUCUCAGAGGCAGAAAGUACCUCUGGUUUGCUUUACCAGCAGCAAGACUUGGAUUCUGCACUGAGAGUUGCCAGGGAAGAGGUUGUAACUAAGGAAAGAGAAGUAUCGGAAUGGAAAGAUAAAUAUGAAGAGAGCAGGAGGGAAGUAAUAGAAAUGAGGAAAAUUGUUUCAGAAUAUGAGAAGACGAUCGCUCAGAUGAUCGAGGAUGAGCAGAGAGAAAAGUCUAUGUCCCAUCACACAGUUCAACAACUAGUUAUGGAAAAAGAGCAAGCGUUAUCAGACCUGAAUUCAGUGGAAAAAUCUUUAGCAGAUCUUUUCAGAAGAUAUGAGAAAAUGAAAGAAGUUCUUGAAGGAUUUAGGAAGAAUGAAGAAGUAUUAAAGAAAUGUGCACAGGAAUACUUAUCACGAGUGAAAAAAGAGGAACAAAGAUACCAAGCCCUGAAAAUUCAUGCAGAGGAAAAACUGGACAGAGCCAAUGCUGAAAUUGCACAAGUCCGCGGCAAGGCCCAGCAAGAACAAGCAGCUUACCAGGCCAGUCUCCGUAAAGAGCAGCUGAAGGUGGAUGCGUUGGAAAGAACACUGGAACAAAAGAAUAAAGAAAUAGAAGAAUUGACAAAGAUUUGUGAUGAACUGAUUGCCAAAAUGGGGAAAAGCUAACUUAACCAAAAUCAUGGAUUUCAACCUUGAGUGCAAUAUGACCAUUGGCACACUGAUGUCUACACAUUGAUGUGGACGGGAUCUAUUUUCACGUUUUUGUAUGCACUACUGUAUUUUUUUCUUUUCUUAAAAAUAUUGAUUUGAUUGUAUGCAGUACUAAGAAGACUAUCAGAAUUCCUUGCUAUUGUUUGCAAUUUUUUUCCUAGUAUAAUUCAUAGCAAGUUGAUCUCAAAAGUUCCUGUAUCAGGGAGAUUUGUCAAGGUCUUUAAUAAAUUACAAGUUGCCCAUCCAAGCCUUCCCUUUGUACAUGAGUUCCCAUGUUGGAUGUCUUUUUUUGGAUUUAAUAUAAACGUGUAUUACUUGCAUGGGGACUCUUGCCUUAAGGUGUGUAAAUUUAAUCUGCAUUUGCUGAUUUGUAAAAUAAAAUGAAGACUUGAAAAAGUAA
Molecule: messenger RNA, 4136 nt
Organism: Euleptes europaea (tarantolino)
Lineage: Eukaryota; Metazoa; Chordata; Lepidosauria; Squamata; Sphaerodactylidae
Gene: TACC2
Product: transforming acidic coiled-coil containing protein 2
Exons: 22
Coding region: 14-3691 (1225 amino acids)
Biological process (GO): cerebral cortex development; mitotic spindle organization; cell population proliferation
Cellular component (GO): cytoplasm
Source: RefSeq, a predicted model, not a curated record